AUGUCGGCAACAAGAGAGAAAGUCAAGCCAUGCCCCUAUGCCGGUCCGUUCGAUCCGUAUGCAACUGUAACGUUAACAGAAGCAAUGCUAACUUGUAUCGUAGGUUUCCAAUGCGAAGGACAGCCCAAACAUGUCGACACCGAGUUGCCAGAUGAAGGCAGUGGCAUAUUUUACUACAUAGCCGAGCCCUAUGGGAAUUACGUGCACAAAAAUCAAGACUUUGCGGUGCUCCUGUGCUCCGACGAGCACGGGCUUUGGCAUAGCAGCAGGCUCUUGGCAGACCAAUUCGCUGGUGCUGGGUAUUUGACUAUUGUACCUGACCAUGUGGACAGACGCACAGUACAGGGCAGUGCUAUCACUGGUGCUCCACAUACAUUUGACGAAAAAACAUCCUCAGCCCGAAUCGCUGAAGCCUUAAAAUAUCUGAAAGUGCAAAGAAACGUCACCAAAGUCGCUGCUGCGGGGUAUGGAAUCGGUGGGAACGCCGUUGUAUCCCAACUGGGUCUAGGCGACGUUCACAUUGGCUUCGUUGCUACUCCGACUCAUGGGAGAAAAGAUUUCCUAAAAACUGUCGACGGUAUCGCUUGUCCUCUAAGUCUAGCUUUUGCAGAUGAAGAUACUGAAUGGGACUCACCCAGGCGAAGCGAGAUCGUGAACCGCGUGAGGGACACGUCACAGGCGUAUCAGGUCAAUCUCUAUAGCCAUGUUCCUCCCGGCUUCGCCAGCAAUCGUGCUGUCUCAACCAAGGCGGAGGUUUACGCCAAGAAGCAAGCGUUCGUUCAGGCUUUGCAGUGGUUCGAGGAGCAUUUCCAUAACGGAGAUUAG
Drepanopeziza brunnea f. sp. 'multigermtubi' MB_m1 is the source of this 825-nucleotide messenger RNA. The record is from RefSeq and is a predicted model, not a curated record. Lineage: Eukaryota; Fungi; Ascomycota; Leotiomycetes; Helotiales; Drepanopezizaceae.